GGCUCCCGCUCCCCUCGGGCCCGAGGCCGCCGCACUCCCGACCGCGACCCGGACCCCGAGGACCCGAGUCCUGACCCGGAUUAUCGUGGCGCGGCUCGCGGCCGGCCCUGGUGCUCGGUGUCCCUCCGCCGCAGUUCCCGUUUCCGGCGGCGGCGAUGGCCAGGAUCUGACCCGGGAGGAGGCCGCACCCGCGCCGCGCUCUGCGGCGGGCCCUAGGCGAUGCCGAGCAGCUCGGACACGGCGCUGGGGGGAGGCGGGGGCCUGAGCUGGGCGGAGAAGAAGUUGGAGGAACGCCGCAAGCGGAGGCGAUUCCUGUCCCCUCAGCAGCCGCCGCUGCUGUUGCCGCUCCUGCAGCCGCAGCUCCUGCAACCGCCGCCGCCCCCGCCGCCUCUGCUCUUCCUGGCUGCUCCCGGCACGGCCGCCGCCGCAGCCGCCGCCGCCGCGGCCUCCUCCUCUUGCUUCAGCCCGGGCCCCCCUCUGGAGGUCAAGCGGCUGGCGAGAGGCAAGAGGCGCGCAGGAGGGCGGCAGAAGCGGCGCCGCGGGCCCCGCGCCGGGCAGGAGGCGGAGAAGCGUCGGGUCUUCUCGCUGCCCCAGCCGCAGCAGGACGGCGGUGGCGGUGCUAGUAGCGGCGGGGGUGUGACCCCGCUGGUGGAGUACGAGGAUGUGAGCUCCCAGUCCGAGCAGGGGCUGCUGCUGGGGGGGGCCAGCGCGGCAACGGCGGCGACGGCUGCCGGGGGAACGGGGGGCAGCGGCGGGAGUCCGGCCUCCUCCUCCGGCACCCAGCGGCGCGGGGAGGGCUCGGAGCGCAGGCCCCGCCGGGACCGCCGCAGCAGCAGCGGCCGCAGCAAGGAGCGCCACCGCGAGCACCGGCGGCGGGACGGGCAGCGCGGCGCCGGCGAGGCCUCCAAGUCCCGCAGCCGCCACAGCCACAGCGGCGAGGAGCGGGCCGAGGCCGCCAAGAGCGGCAGCAGCAGCAGCAGCGGCGGCCGCCGGAAAAGCGCCUCGGCCACGUCGAGCAGCAGCAGCAGCCGCAAGGACCGAGACCCGAAGGCGCACCGGAGCCGGACUAAGUCGUCCAAGGAGCCGCCGUCGGCCUACAAGGAGCCGCCCAAGGCCUACCGGGAGGACAAGAGCGAGCCCAAGGCCUACAGGCGGCGGCAGCGGUCCCUGAGCCCGCUGGGAGGUCGGGACGACAGCCCGGUGUCCCACAGGGCGUCGCAGAGCCUGAGGAGCCGCAAGUCCCCCAGCCCGGCAGGAGGUGGCAGCAGCCCGUACUCCCGGCGGCUGGCGCGCUCCCCGAGCCCCUACAGCCGCCGCCGCUCCCCCAGCUACAGCCGCCACAGCUCGUACGAGCGGGGCGGCGACGUGUCCCCCAGCCCCUACAGCAGCAGCAGCUGGCGCCGCUCCCGGAGCCCCUACAGCCCGGUGAUCAGACGUUCAGCUAAAUCCCGAAGCAGAAGCCCGUAUUCAUCUAGGCAUUCAAGAUCUCGUAGCAGGCACAGAUUGUCUAGAUCCAGAAGUCGUCAUUCUAGCAUUUCUCCUAGCACACUAACUCUGAAGAGUAGCCUGGCAGCUGAGUUGAACAAGAAUAAAAAAGCCCGGGCUGCCGAGGCGGCAAGGGCUGCAGAAGCGGCGAAAGCUGCAGAAGCGGCAAAGGCUGCUGAGGCCGCUGCCAAAGCUGCCAAAGCUUCCAACACUUCUACACCUACGAAAGGGAGCACAGAGACUGGGGCCGGUGCAUCACAAACCAACCAUGUGAAGGAUGUGAAGAAACUGAAAACUGAACAUGCACCUUCUCCCUCAAGUGGUGGAACUUUAAAAAAUGACAAGGCAAAAACAAAGCCACCUCUUCAGGUAACAAAGGUGGAUAAUAAUUUGAUUGUAGAUAAAGCCACCAAGAAAGCAGUUGUAGUUGGGAAGGAGAGUAAAUCUGCUGCUACAAAGGAUGAACCAGUAUCUCUUAAAGAGAAAACCAAACCACUUACACCAAGCUUAGGAGCCAAGGAGAAGGAGCAACAUGUGGCUUUAGUGACCUCUACAUUACCACCGUUACCUUUGCCUCCCAUGCUGCCUGAAGAUAAAGACACUGAUAGCUUACGAGGAAAUAUUUCAGUAAAAGCAGUUAAAAAAGAAGUAGAGAAGAAACUACGAUGUUUACUUGCUGAUUUACCACUGCCCCCUGAGCUACCAGGAGGAGAUGAUCUCUCAAAGAGUCCAGAGGAAAAGAAAACAGCAACACAGUUACAUAGUAAAAGGAGGCCUAAAAUAUGUGGGCCUCGCUAUGGUGAAAUCAAAGAAAAAGAUAUUGACUGGGGAAAACGCUGCGUGGAUAAAUUUGAUAUCAUCGGAAUUAUUGGAGAAGGUACCUAUGGACAAGUUUAUAAGGCCAGGGAUAAAGACACUGGAGAAAUGGUAGCCUUAAAGAAAGUACGUCUAGAUAAUGAAAAGGAAGGCUUUCCAAUUACAGCAAUUCGAGAAAUUAAAAUUCUCCGGCAGCUUACCCACCAGAGUAUUAUUAAUAUGAAGGAAAUAGUGACUGAUAAAGAAGAUGCUUUGGAUUUUAAGAAGGAUAAAGGUGCAUUUUAUCUGGUGUUUGAAUAUAUGGACCAUGAUCUGAUGGGACUACUGGAAUCAGGCUUGGUUCAUUUUAAUGAAAAUCACAUAAAGUCAUUUAUGAGACAGCUCAUGGAAGGUCUGGAUUAUUGUCAUAAGAAGAACUUUUUGCAUAGAGAUAUCAAGUGUUCAAAUAUUCUUCUAAACAAUAGAGGGCAAAUAAAACUUGCAGAUUUUGGACUUGCUCGAUUGUAUAGCUCAGAAGAAAGUCGGCCAUAUACUAACAAGGUCAUCACUUUAUGGUACCGCCCACCUGAACUGCUGUUGGGAGAAGAACGAUAUACCCCUGCUAUUGAUGUAUGGAGCUGUGGAUGUAUCCUUGGUGAACUCUUCACUAAAAAACCUAUAUUUCAAGCAAAUCAAGAACUUGCACAACUCGAACUAAUAAGCCGUAUAUGUGGGAGUCCAUGUCCUGCAGUGUGGCCUGAUGUAAUCAAACUACCAUAUUUCAACACCAUGAAACCAAAGAAGCAAUAUCGUCGAAAGUUAAGAGAAGAAUUUGUUUUUAUUCCUGCAGCCGCACUAGACUUAUUUGAUUACAUGCUCGCCUUGGAUCCUAGUAAGCGCUGCACUGCAGAACAGGCUCUCCAGUGCGAGUUCCUCCGGGAUGUGGAACCCUCAAAAAUGCCUCCACCAGACCUUCCUUUAUGGCAAGAUUGUCAUGAGCUAUGGAGUAAAAAGCGGAGAAGACAGAAGCAGAUGGGCAUGACUGAUGACGUGUCCACUAUUAAAGCCCCCAGAAAGGACUUGUCCCUUGGCUUAGAUGACAGCAGAACCAGCACACCUCAGGGCGUGCUGCCAUCUUCACAGCUGAAACCUCAGGGCAACUCGAACGUAGCACCUGUAAAAACAGGCCCUGGACAACAGUUAAACCACAGUGAAUUGGCAAUUCUUCUAAACCUACUACAGUCUAAAACAAGUGUUAAUAUGGCUGAUUUUGUCCAAGUGUUGAACAUUAAGGUAAACUCUGAGACUCAACAGCAGCUAAAUAAAAUAAACCUUCCUGCUGGAAUUUUGGCAACAGGUGAAAAACAGACAGAUCCGUCAACACCACAGCAGGAGUCUUCGAAACCACUGGGAGGAAUUCAGCCUUCUUCUCAGAGCGUGCAGCCCAAAGUGGAGACUGAUGCUGCGCAGGCGGCUGUGCAGAGCGCAUUUGCAGUUCUGCUGACUCAGUUAAUAAAGGCCCAGCAGUCAAAGCAGAAGGAUGUGCUAUUAGAAGAGAGGGAAAACGGAUCAGGACACGAGGCGUCACUACAGCUCAGGCCCCCUCCAGAACCUAGCACUCCGGCGUCGGGGCAAGAUGACCUCAUUCAGCACCAGGAUAUGAGGAUGUUGGAGCUCACGCCGGAACCCGACCGGCCUCGCAUUCUGCCUCCGGAUCAGCGACCUCCCGAACCACCUGAACCACCACCAGUCACCGAGGAAGAUCUGGAUUAUCGGACAGAAAACCAGCACGUCCCCACCACUAGUUCUUCGUUAACUGACCCUCACGCCGGAGUGAAAGCAGCCCUGUUACAGCUGCUUGCUCAGCAUCAGCCCCAGGAUGACCCCAAGAGAGAGAGUGGCAUUGAUUACCAGGCCGGAGACACCUAUGUCCCCGCGUCAGACUACAAGGACAAUUUUGGAUCUUCUUUCUCUUCUGCUCCCUACGUCAGCACCGAUGGUCUCGGGGGUAGCUCUGCUCCGCCACUGGAACGACGCAGCUUCAUUGGGAACUCCGAUAUCCAGCCUUUGGAGAACUACAGUACUACUUCAUCUCAUUCUGGCGGUCCACCUCAGCCUUCUGCCUUUUCCGAGUCAUUUCCCAGUUCAGUAGCUGGAUACGGAGACAUUUACCUCAAUACCGGUCCCAUGUUGUUCAGUGGAGACAAGGACCACAGAUUUGAAUACAGCCACGGCCCCAUUGCCGUCCUGGCAAACAGCAGUGACCCUGCCGCGGGGCCAGAGAGUACUCAUCCUUUGCCAGCAAAGAUGCACAACUAUAACUAUGGCGGGAGCUUGCAGGAGAACCCGGGCGGCCCCGGCCUCAUGCAUGGACAGACCUGGACUUCUCCGGCCCAAGGACCCGGGUAUUCACAAGGAUACAGGGGACACAUUAGCACAUCAACUGGCAGAGGUCGAGGCAGAGGGUUACCAUACUGAGUAUCUGUUUUUCCUCAGGCACAUCGUUUUUAUCUGGAAAGACUUUUCUAGCUGCAAUUUAAGGCAGCGAUCCAAGAGACUUGAAUAAUAUUAAUUCAACAACAGCUUUAUUUUUAUGUGGAAAAGGGUCUUGCAUACAAUAGUUAAAAAAAAAAGAAAAAAAAAACCUUUGCUUAAAUUCAUGCUGUUCUAAAAACUAGAUCUAUUGAUUGUACAUCUUCACAAAUUCUAGUUAACGAUUUUAUUUUGUAUUCUUGCAGUUUUAAGUGGAUGCUAAUCUUAGGGACAUAAGAGUCUUUUAUGGCCCUCUUGCAGAUCUUCUGAACUAUGCACAUUUGUGCUUUUUUUGUAAGUUUGGACCAACUUUUAUGUAACAGCCAACCAACCCCUCCCCCCUCCAGUUUUACAACAAUCAGAAAGGGCACUGAUUUAUUUGGUAUUUUUCUUUUUACAAAGCUGCCUUUAGUCAAAGGUCACUGUCCGUCUUUGCACCUGCUUUCAGUGUUAUUGUGAAAGGUGUACUUUGUGCUCACUUCAGAAAAUAAAACACAACCUUUCUCUUGAUGCAACAGUUUUAUAAACAAAAAAAUGGUCAAUGUUAUUUUUGUUUUAUUUUGCAGAUUAUCAUAGCCGAGCAAAAUGCAUUCAAAUGAAAUAGUGGGUUUUAUAUGAAAAAUAUGGGGUGGGGAGGGGAAGUAAGUGCCUUAACAGGUAAGCUUAAGGUCUGAAAAAGCAGUUAACCUUUACACCCAUUUGUCUUCUAGAGGGAAUCAGUACACUGUACGGAAGGGGCGGAGCUCACGAGUGUUCGGCUCGCCUGCCCCCUUCCUGCUAGACCCAUCCCCUCUGCCCAGCCCACUCUUCCUGCCUGCCUGUCUUUGGGCUGUGUUACCUUCCACUCUCACCUGUCUCCAGAGGAGGGCGAGCGCAAAAAAGGGAUUAGAACUCCAGUCAGUCCCCUGUUACUUCCAAGAAGUUCUAAAAAGCUAGGUCGUCAAAGUGCUGAAAGUAAUAGCUAAACGAGAACUCGGGAGGCCCGUUCCUUCAGGCUGCUGUAAGGUCCCUGUCUGUUGCCGCGGGUGAUCGAGGGCAGCGGCGUAGAAGCAAGGCUGAAAUACACAGGAUUUGCCUGACUCCUUUAAAAGUUCACAGGGGGAGGGGUGGCAAACAUCGUAUCUUAAGUCACACAAUUGCCAUUUUAGGAAAAAAUUAGCCGUUUGGUUUGUUAACUAGAAAACAUUGCCUCGAAUGACUUUAUUGGAGCGAAAAGAAAAUGUGAGAGAAAACCUCUUAUCUUCCCUCCUCUCACCUUCUGUGAGGUUUAUUAUGACUUCUGCCAGACUCAGAACAACUUUAGCUCGUUUUAAUAUUUUUUCUUUCUUUUAUUAAAAGCAACAGAGAAUGACGGACUAACCCAUAUGUAAGCUGUAAUGGUGUCAAGUCUAACUAACGUUUGUGCACGCUCACGCACAUGCAGAAUUAUAAUAAUUCUUGAAAGGAACCAAAGGUGAAUAACCAGUGUUUCCAUUAUCACUAAAUGGAAAAAUAAACUCUGGAAAUGAGAGUUGUGCCAAUUAACCAUUUUGUUUUUAACUGUUCUCCUGGUAACUUACUUUUUGAUUGGAAUUGUAAAUUGGAAGAACUGUUUUAGAAUGGAACUUACUCCAGUUCUAAAGUCAGUCUUUUAACCCCCAUGUCCUCUAUCUGACUUGUGAACCUUCAUUUCAAAACAAUAUAUGGGAAGCAUUAUAGUUUGGUGACAGUAAGGAUAUUUUAAAGUGGAUAUUUUACCAUUUUACUGCUAUAAAAUGAGUUGAUGUCAGUUGAUCAUUUUAUUUUUUUGAUGGAAUUUUUUUUUUUGUUGGGGAUAAAGAAAUGAAUGGAAGAAAAAUUAUUUUGCUUUUAUUUGAAUAUUGAGUACUAACAACUUAUAAUAAAACUACAUUGCAGGAAGUGAAGAAAUAUUUUGAAAUUUAGCAAAAUAGCUACAGUAUUCAAGUAUCUGAAAUUUUAAUAUGGUGAGUCUUAGCGCUUUAGACUUUCCUCUAAGUGACCGUAUCUAAGUUAUUCUUAAUAGUCACACUCGAUAAUUCUGCUGACCAUAGCAGCUAACCUAAAAUUGAAGAUAUUUAUGUGACAUGAAUAGCCUGUGUUUUAAAAAUUAAAUAUUUUAUAUAAAAUUGAACUGUGUUUGGAUAGUUUUUCCAACAUUUCAGUUAUAUUAUGUUGGGAGAGUGGCUGGGAGGACAGGGAAACUGUUGCUUGAAACUGGAAGUUUGAACUAUAGCUUCUAAUAUUACCCUAAGACAUCAUUAAUUGUGAGACAUACCAAUUUUUAUUGCACCAUUUAGAAAAAAUUUGCCAAUUAAGCCACAACACAAUGCAUCAAUUGUAAGAUUACUCCCCAAAUUCAGAGAGGUCAUCCCAUGAAAGAAUCGAUGAAAUACGGUAGCAAGAUCUUAAUGCAUCCCUUCCAUACCAUUUAAUACUUUAAUAAAUUGGAUUUCAUAAAGAGAGCAAGGUCAGAAAUCCCUAAUUUUGUAGGUUAUAACGGCAGUAAUCCCUGAAUAUUCUUGAGUGUAAUCUAAGGAACGUAAAAUAUUACUUAAGUUUUGGGGAAAGAAACAGGUAAGUCAGGUUGUGCAACCAUGAGGAUGAAAAUAGACGACUGACCUACCAAAAGAAGGAAUUUUCUGGUCUCCCACGUGAAGUUGCCUUUUGUAUUUUCUGACCCGGCAAGUCUCUCUGCAAACUCAAAUCUUGAGUCCGUUAUUUGUUGGAGAGCUGUAGUCACCUAUGAAAUUUUUAAAGACUCACUAUAAGGGGGUUACCGAUGACAAUGGUUUGGGGAGUGUGAAUUAAGAUGAUGUUCUGGCUGUGAUUCGGGGCUUGGUCCCGUCAGCGAGCGUAUAUCCAGGGCCCGCCGAGCGCCGGGUGCCAUCCUCGCACCUGGGGUGCGUGAAGGCCAGAGUGGGUCACAGGCUUUUCAAAGGCCUGGAGAAGCUAGUGGUUCUUGCUGCUCAGCUGUGUCUACGUUACUCUUGAGUGAACAUGAGAGACGGAAAUGUGAGUGUGAAAUUUUAAAGUCCAAUUUGUAUAGAGAACAUAGCAGAACUAGGACAACUAGAAACUCCAAGGUGAAAACAAAGUUUAGGUCGCAUCUGGCCAGUUUGUAAUAGGCCAGUCGGCAGCAAAUACCAGGAUUUCUCAAGGAAGGUGGAAGGUAAAAUGGGUUAAAUGCUUCCCAGCUACUCUCACAGGAACUUGUGAGUCAGAGUUUAGCUGUUUGCUGGGAGCCUAAUCCAAUUUUACACAACCUGUCACUGGAGCCCCCCCCCCCCUCCUUUUUUAAGUAAACCUGAAAUACAAGUUCUGAGUGAAGAUAUACUGAUCUGGGAUACUGGUUUUGGUAUUUUUAACGACUGAACAGGAUAUUCCAAUAAUCUAACAUCAUCUGGUCUGUCUCCUCCCUUUAUAGCUGAGAAAAAUGAGAUUUAGAGAUGGGUAGCCAGGGCUGUCCCUCUAAGCCUUAUCUAAAUUCUGCAGGAAACACUUAACUUUUUAACAAGGAAAUUGACUUAAAAUGGUUACCAGUGUUACAGUAAAAUAAAUUUAGAAUGCUGAACAACUAGUUUAAUGCAAAUGGCUUUAAAAGGUCAACUUUAAAAACAAAAACAAUAGAGAUAGUUUUUAAAAAGGAGGUUCAUCUCUCUUUUUUUAAAAGACAAUAGUUAUUCAAAUAUGAAUUUGACAGUAAGACUGAAUCUUUCCUUUAAAUUUAUUUUCUAUUUGUAAGAGGAAAGUCAUUAUCAGCCGGCCUGCAAACAUUGCUUUUAAAUUCUUUUAAGGUUUUAUAAUUUCCAGUGGUGUUAUGAGGGAGCAAUGCUUUCUCAUUUACCAAAGCCUCUCCAGAUAACUUUUUAAAGUGCUUUUAGUUUAACUGAAAAUAUAAACUAUUAAGAGUUAAUUGAUAAGCUAUCUAGGUAUCCAGUUAGAGAGGGAGAAAACAGAAUUUUGACCAUAAUGGAAAGAACUUGUCCUUUGAAUUAUGUGGACUAACAAAUUCUGUGGGUUUUACUCCUUUCACCAUGCCAAAUGUCCUAUUAAAAUAUUUUAGUUCUCAUUGCAUUCAAAAUGAGGCCCUGUACGUGAGUCACCCCUUGAUUCUUUUUCACACUUAGUUUGUUGUAAAGGUGUUGUACUUUAUGCAAGAACUUUUAGUAAAGUCUUGUAACUGUGAAAUCUAAUGUGUUUAAUAUAAGCCAUUUGUUUAAAAAAAAAAAAAAAGGCUGUAUAUGAUAGUCUGUAAAUAAAAUGCCAUCAGAAUUCCA
This is a messenger RNA of Canis lupus familiaris (dog), 9089 nucleotides long. It is a transcript of the gene CDK13, whose product is annotated as cyclin dependent kinase 13. Gene Ontology annotation, molecular function: cyclin binding; RNA polymerase II CTD heptapeptide repeat kinase activity; cyclin-dependent protein serine/threonine kinase activity. Lineage: Eukaryota; Metazoa; Chordata; Mammalia; Carnivora; Canidae. The record is from RefSeq and is a predicted model, not a curated record. Bases 220 to 4758 code for a protein of 1512 amino acids. Gene Ontology annotation, cellular component: nucleus; cyclin/CDK positive transcription elongation factor complex. Gene Ontology annotation, biological process: protein phosphorylation; transcription elongation by RNA polymerase II; positive regulation of transcription elongation by RNA polymerase II. The transcript is spliced from 14 exons.